Messenger RNA from Cylindrotheca closterium, 1410 nucleotides. The record is from the annotation of a GenBank genome assembly. Lineage: Eukaryota; Bacillariophyta; Bacillariophyceae; Bacillariales; Bacillariaceae.
AUGAAUUGUAACGACAGACAAAAUCGAACAACAGCGGCUCCCGCUAAACGAAGAAGGAGACUUGCCGCCACCAGCUCCACAGAUGAACAGGCCAUUGACUCAGAGAAUUUCUUUAAGCACACUUCAUGCACUGAGACGCAAAGAGAUGAUCAUGAAUCCAAACAAGGUGAGAAUGAACAACUUGUAGCCAAAGAACGAGAUAUUGUCGUGAAAAUAGAAGAACUCUCCGAGGAGAAUCAGCAAUUACUGCAGAAGUGUGAAGUAAUCGAGCAGGAGAAGACCGAGAGCCAACAUCAGUUGCAGACUUGCCAAGUGCAUGUAGCUCAACUAGAAGAAGUGGCGGAUACACUUGGAGACAAAAACAAAUCUUUGAUUAAAAAGUUGAAGGACGCGAGGGCAGAUAUUGACAGUCUUCGCAAAUAUGCACUUGCCUCCGAUCAGUCCAUUGCGGAUAGCAGACAUGAGAUGUCCUUUCUCCGAAAUAGGAAUGAUGCCCUUAUGGCUGAGAUCAAUUCAGCAUCUGCGUCACUAUCAACGCUUAGUCGAGCGCAAGAAGCUCUCUUGCAACAGUGCAAAGAUGAGCGCACUGCUAAAGAGGGCCUGGAGCGUGAAAAUGAUGCAUUGCAAGAAAAGUUCCAACGUGGUGAAAUAGCUAUUGCUAUAUUGUGGAAGCAAACGAAGGCGCAUAAAGCGCAGAAGGAGAGUUUGAGAGAUCAACUUGAGAAGACGUCGAAGAAGGUGGCGGGGUUGGCGCACCAGCUGGAGAACGCUGAUACUCUUCGCCAGACGAUGAAAGCGGAAUUUGAAGACAAGCUACACAAGCUCCAGAAUCAAUCGCUCAAAUCGCUACUUGCGAUACAAACAAGCAACAAAAACCUCAAAAGUAAGGUCAGCAAAAUAGAAGACAUGCUGGUGCAAGAUGCACAAUGCAUGCGAGACCUUUUUAUAGAACGGGACGAUUUAAAACGGAGGAUGCUCGAGGAACAGAAAAAGUCGCUGAAACAAGACGUGGACGGUCAAGUACUGCAGUCAACUCUACAGCGACAUCAGCACACGUUGACAAAAGUAGAAGAGCAGUUGGGAAGGAGUACUCAAUCAGAGGGAGGCGAACAAGAUCUCGUUCGCGAGAAGACUGAGAUGCAGCAGCUUGUUUCGAAGAUGAAGAAGAAGCAUUUAGUGGAAGUUGAAGCAUUGCAUGAGGAAAUCAAGCAACUGAAAACUGGAACUGUCGAGUUAAAAGAGCAAUUGGGAAGAAACACGAUAUUAGAAGAGAGCACCCAACAACUUCUUCGCGAGAAGAUGGAGUUGCAGCAACUUGUUUCGAAGAUGAAGACGAACAAUUUAGAGAAAGUUGAAUCUUUACAGGAGGAAAUGGAGAAAAGGGUUGCUAUCGAGCUGGGGUUUCUGUGA